GACGUUUCGCAAAGUCGCAUAUAAACAAAGCAAAUCUUGAUCACAUUCAGUGCAGUCGUUUCUCCGCUCUUUCCCGUGAUGAAAAUUGUACGCAGUAUUUAAAUUGUGUUCUGAUAUUCCUCAUCCAUCACACUCCUUGCCUCGUGAUGCUUUCGUUUUUCCGCAAGAAAACCUCCGACGAGUUGCCCACCGGGGGAUCCGCACCGUCGGCCGCGAAAGGCAAUCCGUCAAUCGGUGGAACAACAGCAAAUGGUGAAGUGCCUCCACGACCGAGCCUGCAAGAGCUGGGCUACCGAAAUGCGAACGAUUUGCGUGAAACCAUCUACGACUUUCUGCGCACAAUACGCGACCCGGAAAAGCCCAGCACGUUGGAAGAUCUGCACGUCGUGUACGAGGAGGGAAUAUUCGUGAACGAGCCAACGCCGGGCAACGUGAACGUGGUGCGGGUCGAGUUUAAUCCGACCGUACCGCACUGUUCGCUGGCAACGCUGAUAGGGCUGUGCAUACGGGUGAAAAUAGAGCGAAACAUUACGCACAGCCUGAAGCUGGACAUCUACAUCAAGAAAGGUGCCCACGCGACGGAAGACGAAAUUAACAAGCAGAUCAAUGAUAAGGAACGAAUAGCAGCGGCUAUGGAGAAUCCAAACCUCAGACAGUUGGUGGAGAACUGCAUCAAAGAUGAAGAUUGAAAGACUGAACGCUAUCGGUGCAAUAAAUCAUUUUUUUGUGGUCAUGGAAGGUGUGUGCUCACGGGGUAAGCAGUUGAAGGUAAUCGAUUGUUGGUAAAAUAAAUAGUUUCCUAUAUAAGUACGAA
Anopheles coluzzii is the source of this 814-nucleotide messenger RNA. RefSeq names its product MIP18 family protein galla-1 (gene galla-1). Bases 147 to 689 code for a protein of 180 amino acids. NCBI's taxonomy places the organism in Eukaryota, Metazoa, Arthropoda, Insecta, Diptera, Culicidae. The record is from RefSeq and is a predicted model, not a curated record. The transcript is spliced from 2 exons.